CGAAAGUAGAAUAUAAACGUUGAAAUUCAUAUUUUCAUACGAAAUUAGGAAUUAUUAAAAGUAAUAUUGAACAGACAGAACUUUGACUGAUUGAUUUGAUGUGUUGUUCAAGAUAAUUGUAAUCUUUUUGGUGUUUUUUUCGCCGUAUUUCUGAAAUUAAUCUAUCAUUUCGUGCGUUAUCAAUUCAUUAUUUUUUGUUUAUUGUGACUGUGCUACUUGUUGACAAAAUGCAGCUACUCAGCUGUAUUCUGUCAUUGACAAUCAUCAGUACAACAUUUCAUUAUUGCCUUGCUUCAGAAGAGGAAAAUAACGCACCCACCGAGAACUGUUACGAUUGCUCAUUCAAGGACACAUCCACACUGCCCGAUGUCAACCAAUGCUCAUCGAGUCUGAACGAAAAAGAUGAACGUUUACUACGCAUCAUCGAAUACGGCCUGAAAACUAACUGCUUUAUAUCAGAUCCAUGCCGUCGAGUUCACAGCCCCUUCGAAUCACCACACGAAACCAAAAUCACCGAUGAAAGUUUCGACUUCAUAAUAGUCGGAGCAGGAGUGUCAGGUUUAAUUCUAGCAGGAAGACUGAGCGAAAACCCAAAUCAUAAAGUCCUACUCCUGGAGGCAGGUCCUGAAGAGCCAUUAGGUCCUUCUGUGCCAUACUUCUCUAAUUCUGCACUAGACACAUCGGUUGAUUGGAAAUUCGAAACAGUGCCUCAGAAAAAAGCUUGCUUAAAAACCGGCGGAAUUUGCAAAUGGCCUCGGGGUAAAAUGAUAUGCGGUACUGCUUGUAUGACAGGUCUCAUGUACACCAGAGGCAGUCGACAAAUAUACGACAGCUGGGCACAGCAAGGAAACACCGGAUGGGGCUACGAUGAUAUCCUAGAAUACCACAAAAGAGCUGAAAACAACACCCAAUCGAAGGAUAAGAUCGAUCCCGAAUAUCACGGUUUCGAUGGCCCAAUGCAUAUUGGAAAUUUCCCCUAUCUUCCCAAAGUAGCCCAACUCAUGCUGGAGGCAGCUCAAGAGGUCGGAUUCGACGUACACGAUCUCAGUGGCAAGAAUCAAACUGGAUUCGGCGCCUCAUCAGUAAUGGUAGACAACGGUGUACGUGAUAGUCCAAGCAGAGCGUAUUUACGACCAGUUCUGCAUCGCGAAAAUCUCAAAAUUUUCAUCGAAUCGUUUGCCACCAAAAUAAUUAUAAAAAAUAAUCGAGCUAUAGGGAUCGAAUACCUGGAUAAGUUCAACCGAACUCGAAAAGUAUUUGCUAAAAAAGAAGUCGUACUAUCCGGAGGAGUAAUCGGAUCUCCACAACUGCUCAUGUUAUCCGGUAUAGGACCCAAGGAAAAUUUGCGAAAAUUGGGCAUACCAGUAGUGAAAGAUUUACCAGUAGGGCUCAAUGUACAUCAUCACGUCGGUAUCGAAACUACAUCCACAUUGAAAGACUUGCAGGAAUCCGAAUUCAACUACAGAGCACUCGAGGAGUACUUGAACGAACUGAAGGGCCCUUUUUCCAGCACCGGUUUGACUCAAGUAACCGGUUUCUUCGGCACUUCCAAAGCUUCUGAGGAUAUCCCAGAUAUACAAUUCUUUUUGGACGCUCAUGCGGAUAGAUUCAAGUGCAGAAGAUACACCAGCGAACCGAAUAAUCCCACCGUGUUGGGUCUGAGAGUAAUUUACCUUAUUACUAAAUGUCGAGGAACGAUUAGACUACGAUCAAAGAACCCUUUCGAUAAACCGAUCAUCGACGCUAAUUAUCUAUGCGAUGAAGAUGACGAAAACGCGAUUAUAGAAGGAAUACGAAAAAUGCAACAGAUCAUGAAAUCUAAGGCUUUUUCGAAGUAUUACAUCGGAUACGGUGCAUCGAAUGAGUCUUCUUGUGAAUCGUACCCCAAAGAUUCGGACGAUUAUUGGAGAUGUCAAAUACAAACCAAUACUUUGGGUGAAAAUCAUCACGCCGGAAGUUGUAAAAUGGGCUCGCCUGAUGACAGUACCACCGUCGUUGAUCCUCAACUUCGAGUACUCGGUAUACCUAAUCUUAGAGUGGUAGAUGCGUCAAUUAUGCCAACACCUAUCAACUGUAAUACCAUAGGACCUGUAAUAAUGUUCGGAGAAAAAGGAGCUCAGAUGAUCAAAGAUCAAUGGAACGAUUCGGAUAAUGGCAGACCUAUUUCUGAUGAACUGUAACACGCCCUCUUGCCCCAAUUUUUGAAUGAAAUCUGCAAGCUGACAUUUCAGAAUGCAGAAGACAUAUCGUCAAUCCUCGCCAGUAUGUCAAUUUUCAAGGAAUUCAAUAAUGAUUGAAUUGAGAAAUUUGCACAAUUAUGUAGAAAUUACACAUUGUUUAGAAAAAUCUAGAAAAUAUCACGAAACAUAUUAUUUCAAUAUUUUAUUUAAUCAGAAAUUUCGAUCAGAUGAAUCAUUUUUUGAAAAUAAAGAUGACUUUAAUUUAAUGCUCUUGAUGACAAUUUUUCAGUAGAUAAAAAAUUGAAAAAUGUUCAUCAAUAUCUGACAGGAAGACUGUGAAGUGAAUAGAAAGGAAAUGAUAAGCGCUGAUGAGUUUUUAUCGACAGUAAAUUUAUAAAAUCAUA
Molecule: messenger RNA, 2584 nt
Organism: Planococcus citri (citrus mealybug)
Lineage: Eukaryota; Metazoa; Arthropoda; Insecta; Hemiptera; Pseudococcidae
Product: glucose dehydrogenase [FAD, quinone]-like
Exons: 5
Coding region: 228-2180 (650 amino acids)
Molecular function (GO): oxidoreductase activity, acting on CH-OH group of donors; flavin adenine dinucleotide binding
Source: RefSeq, a predicted model, not a curated record